Messenger RNA from Mesocestoides corti, 1842 nucleotides. The record is from the annotation of a GenBank genome assembly. Lineage: Eukaryota; Metazoa; Platyhelminthes; Cestoda; Cyclophyllidea; Mesocestoididae.
AUGAGCAGCGACUGCAACUUCGUGUACACACUACCAGAGUAUGUCCUUGACCGGACUGUAAUUAUUAAUGGUAACCAUGAGCACCGCGUUAGUGGCUUUAAACUGGCAAAGGCCAGUGACUACUUUAAACGUCAGUUAAUUGAAUUACGAAGGGGUGAGCUCGAAAAAUCUCGAAUUCGGGAAGAUGAAAAACAGAAGCAUCCUCGCCGAGCACGUGCUCGAAGUCUUUGUGAUCUGCAGAUAGAGCCACUACAUGUCAACUAUGAUGAUCUGAUCGGAUUCGAAAUGAUGUUGUCCUUUACUCAUUGCUCUGAAGAGGCAAGAUGCGACUUAACCAAGUCCUUAAAUAGUAAACAACUCGUCUCAAUUCUAAAGGCGGGAACCCACUUUGAAGUUCCAGAUUUUGUGGAAUAUUUUAUUGAUGCUAUGAAACAAAAACUGACAACACAAAAUGUCUGGGACUACUGGACUGCUCUGGAGCCGAUUUCAGAUAUCGCACCUGAUUUAACAAAUUUUAGCAGAAAUUUCCUGCUCAAACACUUCCUUGAGACUUGCUCAAGUGACGAGUUUCUUUUACAGACAGCUGACAAACUAAAGCUCCUCCUUCGUGAUGACGCCCUAAAUGCUUCAAAUGAACUGGAACUUUUCAGACAGCUGGAGCGGUGGGUCGCGGUUGACCCGAUAAAACGAAGUGCUCAUUUUGGUGGACUUCUUGCUUGUUUACGUCUGGGUCGCCUGACCGCGGCUGAACUUGAUGAAAUCAAGGCGAGCAUUUAUGUUUCCGAGAAUCAGCAGGACUGCAGCAGAAUUCUCUCUAUCGCUCAGUCCAUCGUGGAUUCUAACACCACUGGCGUAAAUCCGUCUGCACAACAGUCUGGUGAUGAUGCUGAAAUCCUGACGUACUUGAAGCGGCCACGUCUUCCACAUGCGGCGAUCUUCGUGGUUGGAGGGUGGGAAGGAAAUCAAGACGAUCCUAACUUUGGCCCUUCCAGAGCAAUCCAAGUUUACAAUUCUCGAAGUGAUACAUGGCGUCGAAUUGCCAGUGAUGGAAUAGCCUUAGAUGAAGGUCACGCCUAUUCGGGUUGUGUGCUUUACAAGAAUAGGAUUUACAUAAUCGGCGGUUAUAUUUCUAGUGGGCCUACUCAAAUGCUCAAAGUACUUGAGUUAGCAACAGGAACGUGGAGGUACCUCUCCCCAAUGCACGAAAAGCGUAACUACAUUUGUGCUUGCCUCUUAGACAAUGCCAUAUACGCAUUGGGUGGACACAACGGCCGUCAUCGCUUGAACACGGUGGAACGUUACGAUCCAGAACAGAAUAACUGGACAUUUGUUUCCCAGAUGAGACAAGUGCGAAGCGACGCGGGAGCUGACUCUUUGAACGGAAAGAUAUAUGUGUGUGGCGGAUUUGAUGGGCACCACUUCUACGAUUCUGUGGAGUGCUAUGACCCUAAGGUUGAUCAGUGGACCCUCUUAGCCCCAAUGCAGAAUAUUCGAAGUGGUGUUAGUGUAAUUGGCUUCAAUAACUGUCUCUACGCAAUUGGUGGUAACGAUGGUCUGCAGCGACUGAGAACAGUUGAACGAUACGAUCCAGAAACCAACCAGUGGCAAACAAUGCCUUCAAUGAUCAGACAGCGGAGUAAUUUCUGUAUUGUCGCAAUGGACGACAGCAUAUACGUAAUGGGUGGAUGGAGCGAUGAAACAAACUCGACCAUUGCUCUAGUUGAGAAGUGGGUUCCUGGAAUGCAAAAUUCUUGGGAACAAACAAAGGAACUUUACCUGCCAGCCAGUGCUAACUGUUGCUGUGGGAUAAAAGGCCUUGAUGUAAUAAAGAAUUUCCUCUGA